CUAUAGGUAAUUUACCUUGCUAGGUAUGAUACUUUGACAGUUUUAAUCUAUUUGGAAACAAAUUGUCGUUCCCUUAGCAACUUCGCCAUUUUGUUUAUUAAAUAUGGCGGAUACAUAACCGAAUGACUUGAGUAUGCCAACAAGUAUGAUGCAGGUAAGCCAGCCUGUCGCCCACACCUUGGGUGGACAGACCAUCAAACAAGUGCCAGGACUGAAGUCAGUCACAAAAUCGAGUGGCCUGAAUAUUGAGGUAGUUGAACGAUCCAUGUGCAGACCUGAAGAUCUUGGACUUGAAGUAGUGGAAAAGAUUGUAUGGCAGGGCUGGGAACCAGGAAGGGAAUACACUAAGAAUAUUGUCCUUAAAAAUGUCAAGGUUAAAACACAGAAAAUCAAAUACAAUGUUCCGAGCACAAGAUUUUUCACUACAUUGUACCCAAAACAGAUAGUGCUUAGUGCAGGGACCAGCUUCUCCUUACCUGUAACAUUCCGUCCGUUAGAGAAAACAGUUUACGAUGACAAGAUUACCUUUCACACAAAGGAGGGAACGUUUGAGAUCCCAAUCAAAGCAGUGCUACCAAAAUUUGACCUUGUUGUACCAUCAAGGGUCAGUUUUGACAUGUGUGCUGCAAAGGACUUUAUCGAAGCAAAUUUUGUUGUCCAAAACUCCGGUGAUUUAGAAACAGAGAUUGAAUGGCAGGUAGGACAGCCAUUUACAAUUCAGCCAGAGGUUACCAAACUUGGACCAGGAGAAAAUAAAACAUUUAAAGCAACCUUUAAACCAGAUUCUGCCACAGGGUAUGAAGCCCAAGCUGUUUGCAAGUAUGGUCUAGAGGGGGAGCUUACAGUUUCCACAACAUUUGUUGGAAUUGGGAAGUAUCCACAUAUAAUUGUGUCAUCUGUUGGUAAACCAUCGACCACACUGAAUAAGGACACACUAGAAGCCGUGAUACAGUUUGGACCUACUGCUGUCGGUACAACAGUACAGAAAAUGGUGGAACUUCACAAUCUCUCACCUGUUCGAGCACCAUACAAAGUAGAACAUCCAUCAGCUUUGAGUCGUAUUGACACAGUGUUCACAUGCCCUAAAAUGCAGGGAGUAGUUCCACCAAUGGCUUCUGUUAAAAUUCCAAUUACAUACAACCCAAACAUGGUAGAUGUUACCAGUGUAGACUACUUCAAUGUGAUAGCUAUUGGCAAAAUCAGUAAAAGUGUUAUCAAAUGUGUGGGAUCUUCAAAAGGUCCUGAAGUACAGCUUGGUGCUAGAGUUGUUAACUUCCUACAGAUAGACGUGGGUGAAGUGGCUACAAGAACUAUAGACAUUAUCAAUGAUUCUGAUAUUGAUGCUGAAUAUCAGUUUAUGAUAGACUGUGGUGAAAGUGUGUUUAAGUUUGAGCAGACAGUAGGAACACUAAAGGCAAAGGAAAAAAGAACGCUUAUCUUGAAGUUCAUUCCACAACAUCCAAUAAAUUAUUAUAGACGGGUGGCUUGUGUCAUACACAAUAAGGGUCCAUUAUUCCUUGACCUGCUAGGAACCUGUCACUCAGAACUUGUGAAACCAGCCGUUCUUCAGAGCAAGCACCUCGAUAACUAUCGUACACAUAUCGAGAGAGGUUUCUCCGUGUAUCCUCCGGAACAACUUAACGAGCUUCGCCAGCAGGGGAGAUUGGAGCUAGAUGAUGCCGGAGCACUUAUGGCCCCAGUUAAAGAACCUUAUGAGGUAGAACCGGUGGAAAAUUUACGGUUUGAGAACAGUUACUUGAAAAAGUCAGAUAAUAGUUCUAGUGUAUUGAUUGGUACAGUUGAGAACCCAUCUGAGCACCCACUGCAUCAGUUUGCUCCUAUGGAUGAAUAUUUCAAUGAUGGUUUCCAUUCUGAUGUAAUUAAUUUCGUACCACAUGUGAGUCUGGAUGUGAAUGUUGUAGAUUUUGGUAACUGUCAGAACUUGAGGGUUAUAGAGGACAAAAUUCUCAAUCUGACCAAUCAUACUAAAGGAAAAGUCACGGUUCAGUGGAUCGGAGGGCCAGAGAAGACUUUUUCAGUGACCCCAGAGGUCAUAGAUAUUCCACCGCUUAAAUCAUGCUCAUUCCAGGUCAAAUUUAAACCAAAUGCUCCAAACCAGUUAUUUGGUGCUGAACUAGAAUGCUAUGUUUACUACAAGAGUCUAAGAGAUUAUAAACUUGUAGAAAGUACAACUCACUGCCCACCCUGGUGUCUCACACUCACAUGUGCAGGUCAUACUUUCAUGCCAAAUAACGAGACGUUCUUACCAAAGUACAGCCUUGACUCGGACAACCUCGUAUUCCCAGCAGUUAAUGCUAAAGAAUCUACCUACAGAACUAUAUUAAUGACAAACACAGGAACUACUCCUAUAUUGUUUGAUCUUGAAAAAGAUCCUUCAAAUAUAUUUUCUGUGAAGCCUGCCAAAGCCUUGAUGAAAGGCCAGAGACAAAUAUAUGUUGUGAAGAUCUCCCCGAAGGAGGUGAAAACAUACAAACACAAGAUGAAAAUGAGGCUGAAUGACAACAACAAAUACGACAAGGAAUUGAAAUUGGUGGGUUCAGCAGAGGCUCCACAGGUGUUACUGGAAACACAAGGGGAAAUGUUCUUCAAACCGACAUGUAUCGGAACCUCGUCUAAACGAACAUACAGUAUCAAGAAUGUAUCAAGAAUACCCCUUAGGUUUGAGUGGAAAUUGCGGUUUGCAGACAAGAAUCUUCUCUCGGUUUCACCAGAAUCUGGAAUCAUUCAACCAAAUGAAAGUCAGUCACAAAUCUGGUCAUUUGUUCCGAAACAAGAGCAGAAGUAUGUGAUGAAACCCGCCUUGGUUGUUUGGGGUCAGGGAUUCAGCUCCACAUCAUCUGGUGGGAAGAAGAAACAGUUUGAUGUCCGAGCUAUCGGUGAAGGCUCUAUUGGAGACAUUAAGGCAGAAGAGGCUUACCUCGACUUCGGAGAUGUGAUUGUUGGAAGUUCUGCGUCUAAACAUAUCACACUGUUCAACAACAGUAUCUGUAGUUUACACUAUAGACUGUCCAUAGACCAAACUCUCGAUGGACCGUACCCAGAGGAGAUGACUAGAUCUGAUAUGAUAGGUCUGGACCUGGAUAAGAUGGAAGGUAUUAUACCGGCAAGAUCUCGGCAGGUCAUCUCCGCCAUGGUGAGACCAGUGAGACGUGUAACAUACCAGUUUGCUAUCUCAUAUCAACUUGUCACUCCAGAAGAUAAAGACCGAUACUCCACACAAGAGCCACAGCAUUUAUGUCACAUCCUAGCAACGGGUGUUUUCCCCACCAUGUCUAUAACAGAUGCUAGAUGCUUCGGUAGUGCUGUGGGCAUCAGUAAAAAACAACUGUGGUCACUGUUUUCUCUAGACAGCCUAAAUGUUUGUUUGGACAAUGAUCCAUCAGCACGAGAGUUGAUGUACAGCGUACAGACAAGACACAGUCAUCAGCGGCGACCUCCUGUCUACACUCGUGCCAUCAUGGAUUUCAACUUCAGUGCUGCGCCACUCGGCAGUGAACCAUGUGUGGUUAGCCUUAUGUUUGAAAAUACAGGAACUGUUGCUACAGAAUGGGCAUUCCUGUUCCCCUCUGACUUACACAUGGAGCUAGAAUACUGGGCAGAGACAGGAGAAUUUGAUGAAGAUGAGCUUCAUGAGAUGAAGGUCAUGGACAAUAACCUGUUCACAAUUGAACCAAAGAAAGGUCAGUUACAGCCAGGAGAGUGUGGUACUGUUACAUUCCAGUACAAACAUACUAUGGCUGGAACAGACAGACUACCGGUACUUCUGAAGUUGGCCAGGGGCAGAGAAAUACUGCUGAAUUUUAUUGGUGUGACAGUAGAUCCAGAGAGAAGAUAUAUUCAUUUCCCAUCCAGUAAACAUAUGUUUACACCUGUACCUGUCGGAGAAAAGAUCAGUCCUAAACAGGUGUAUGAGUUAUACAAUGGAGGUGCGUUACCAGUGCAGUACCAGUUUGACCUGACACCUAUGGACCUGAUCAAGCAGGAGAACUUUGACCAGCCUGUCUUUGAAUGUUUGAAUCCUACUGGUGAAAUACCACCAGGCCGCUCACUGAACAUUGAGUGGAGGUUUUCACCUAUAGAAGCCAAGACUUAUAUGGUUGAUGUACCCAUACAUGUACAUAAUGGUGAUACGGCCAUUGUAACAUUUACCGGUGUCGGUUAUGACAAGAGGAUUAUGGGAGAUACGAUGCCGAUGACAGACCAGCAAGACCUGACUGGCGUUCCGGGAGUACAGAGUGUUCCAGUUCCAGGACAGCUUGCGUUUUUGUCCCAGGAGAGAAUAUCAUUUGGCAACCUUCCAUUGUUCUGUCGUGGUCGUAGAAUGGUAUUCAUUACAAACAGAUCUAAAAAUAGACCAGUUUCAUUUGAAUGGCAUGUCACAUGUCCAUCUGAUAGUCAGUAUUUAUCUAUUGCUCCAGUCAGAGGAUAUCUUAAUCCAGGAGAGGGAAAAAUGUGCCGAGUCAUCUUCAUUGCAUGUGGUCAGCCAUCUUUCUAUGACCUUGACCUUGUCUGUGAGGUGACAGACCAGGUAGAGUAUGGAAACUACAAGAUGAAGUUGAAGGAAUGGGACGAUGAGAGGUUGAGACAGAAAUACGAGUUCACGAUCACCGAGAACGAUUUAGAUGCCGACAAGCGUAUUGGCAGUCCUGAAGUCACGGAACGUCCUCUAUCCAGACUAAAGACUUUGGAAGAAGGUGCAAGAACUACAGAAUCUGCUGAUCUAGCUAGAUACAGGACCUUACCACCAAUUAGUAAACUUUCACCAGAUGAGGAGAAGGAAGAGUGUGAACGUGUACGCAGGAAGGAAGAUGUAUUGUGGGAGAAACCAGAACCGCCAACUCCGUUCCUACUCCACCUUGGUCUAACAGCAAGAACACAUGACCUUCGUGCUUUCCAGACUAAUUUCCCAGAUGAACAUAGGAAGUUCUAUGUUGACAGAUGUCUGAGUGACAGAGAAGGACAGAUGGACCAGACCAAGGCUACGGAACAUAAGCAGGAAACAAAGAGGCCGGAAGUUGUUCCAUGCCGCAUAGCUGAGUCAGACGUUAUCUCAAGUGUAAUGGCUAAUGUGCUCAGAGGUUUGCUAGAUGACACAAGUUUCCAUGAGUCAGUGGUCAAGGUGAUGAAAGAUCCUAUUCCACUGUUUGCACAGAUUGGUGAUCGUAAGAUUGUGGAGCCUCCAUCAGGUUCUGCUUCUCCACCAGGUUCACCGGUGGAGAUGACAACAGACUUGGUCACCGAGGUAACAUCAGAGAGAGUAGUUAGUCCGACCACACCCACUUCCAUCAGUUCUGCACCUUCAACUAAAAAGAAGACAAAAAGCAAAUCUACAUCGGCAGCAUCGGAGAGAAGCAAGGCUAGUGGAACUGAAACCUCAAAGACAAGCACUCCAAGAUACACGAAGGCUGAUGUAAAGAGAGUUAAACAGGAGGAAGAUAGAUUAAAACAAAAGCAGGAACUGAAAAAACUGCCGGAGUUUGGAAACGCUGUUGAAGGUAUCAUAGAGAACACGUUACUCAAUGUUUUGUCGGAGGCCCUGGAAGGCGAGUUUAAUAUUACAGCGAGGCCCAGAUUUAUUGCUCUGCCUAAGCGGAGUGGAACCGGAUCAACGAGCAAAGGACCUAAAUCUUAAGCAAAAUAUUUUAAUGAACUAUUAACUGUGUUAAUUGAGAUGUGUUACUGAUGACUCAUUGUCUGAAUGUGAAAUAAAAUUGUGAAAAAAAGGAGAAAGCAUCAUAGUGUUUAUCAUUCUUCAUGGAAGAGUGUAAGCUUAUUAUUAAAGUACAGAUGAAACUCAAAUUCUACAUGACCAAGCAUUUAAUUUUAAAUGACCAAAAUAUUACAUGAAAGUGAUACUCUGUGCACAUUUUGGGAUAGGCUUGUAAAUUCCUUUGAGAUAGGUGAAAUUUUAAGAUAAGCAAGUUGAAGAUGAUGAGUUUUAACUGUUUAUCUGGCUUGUUUGAAUGUGAAAGAGGGACCAUUGAACACUUCAGGUAAAAAUACUAUCUGCUGUAAUUUUCUUUGUUUUCUGUUUUAAGUUAGGUUAUUAUGUAAUAUGCACAUGUUAUUUUAUUUAUCACAUUUUUGCAGAUCUAAAAAUGUUUUACAUAGUAAACUGUUAUCAUGUGGAAUGCAUGAAGUCCAGCGUUUCUAUUUUUUGUAAUCUGCAAAAUAAAUAGUACAUGUGUGUUAGAAAAAUAUGAAUGGAUUCUCAUUAUAUUGUUAUUUAUAUAUAUUAUUCAAAUAUAUUUAAGUAUUGAUCAAUGUUAAAUGAUUUUUAUUAGUCAUGUUUUCCACUUAGGUAUUAUAAUACACAUUCCAGGAUUCCCAGUAUUGAAUAAAUGGGAUCAUUACAAGAUAUCUAAAAAUACAGUAUUUGAAAGCAUUCCAAAUAUGGAUAUGAAUGUCCAUUUAAGGAAAUAUAGGGGUGUUUUUUUUAUAGAAAACUACUAAUAUGCUGUCUGUGAUAAAACAUUUUAUAGAAGUUAUUUAUAUUAUUUCUGUAAACAGUUGCUGUACAUUUAUUUGUCUUAUAUCCACUGUAUACAUGAUAAAUUAUUAAUAUCGCUUGAUUAAAAUUAAGUUUGCUGACAGCUCCAGUCUUUUGUUGACAAUUUUGAGCAAAAAUCCAUCAUGAUGUACAAUACUUGUUUUUAAAGCUCAGUUAUGCAUGAAGUUGUUAAUUACGUCGAAGUAGCUUAAUUUCGCAUUAUCAUAUUUCGUUGAUGCUAAAUAUAGCACCAACGGAAAUAUCCUGUAGCAGACUGGUCUGUGACGGAAGGUUUUCAGUUACGUCAGUGUUGCUAGUUGCGCACGAACUUUAUGAUUGUUGCUAAAUAUAGCACACGUGGAAAUACCUGGCUAAAUAUGGUUCUCUUUUUAGCACAGAAGGAGACCGCAAUAAUUGUGCGUAAUAAUAUGGCGGACGGCAAUGUUUCGCUUAUAUAAACCAUUCCUGUUAAUGCAUUUUCUCGAAUGAAUUUGUAUUUUUCAAGUUGUUAAUUUAUAAAUUGAACUACAAUAUUAUAUGUUUUGAAUAGAGUUCCGUCCAUUUUUUUUAUUUCAUACUGUUUCUGUAAUAUUAUUUGACGUGAUUUAUCAAUUAUUGUAUUAUUAUCAGACAUUUAUGAAUAAAAGAUGUCACUCUUUGAA
Molecule: messenger RNA, 7173 nt
Organism: Mercenaria mercenaria
Lineage: Eukaryota; Metazoa; Mollusca; Bivalvia; Venerida; Veneridae
Product: cilia- and flagella-associated protein 65-like
Exons: 40
Coding region: 134-5653 (1839 amino acids)
Source: RefSeq, a predicted model, not a curated record